AUGACCUCAUUCAGGAUAAUGCCUUUUGUUUUUUGCGCCUCCCUCUGGCAGCCUUAAGAGUUUCUAGACCCGGCCUAACAACGGCACCUUAACUACAACUAGUAACCCGUGGACUACUGCAACGGCACCACGCCGCUCCCUCGGCACCUAGGCAAGGAUCCACGCGCCCCGCGCCUCAGAGAUUCACAGCAAACAUCAGGACGGUCGCUUCGAAGCUGCAGCACAUUUUUCUCCGUCAGAACAUCUCACAGAAGACCAGACGCGUACAAUGGCCCAUGAGGAACAAAUCAGCAGCGCCGCUGACCCACAGCCGGUGCCCAAAGCGGACGUUACGGGGUCUGAUGGCGGCCAUCUGGACGAGACGAAGCUCGAGAAGUUCUUCAUCGGCUCCAUAGACCAGGGCACGACCAGUACCAGGUUCAUCAUCUUCGAUGGCGUCGGCCAUCCUGUGGCUUCGCACCAGGUUGAGUUCACCCAGAUGUACCCUGAAUCGGGAUGGCAUGAGCACAAUCCACGGGACAUCAUUGAGUCUGUUCACGACUGCAUAGAGAAUGCAACCAAGUCGUUCAUCCAACAAGGCCACGAGAUUUCCGAUAUCAAAGCCAUCGGGAUCACCAACCAACGCGAGACUACCGUGGUUUGGGACACGAAGACUGGCGAGCCCCUCCAUAAUGCUAUCGCCUGGCCUGAUACCAGAACCAAGGGGAUGGUGCGCGACCUCAAAGAGCGAGAUGGCGCCGAAGAUCUGCUGCAGAUAUGUGGCCUUCCUCUGUCAACAUAUCCCUCAUCCGUGAAGUUACUAUGGCUUCUCCGGAACGUAGAAUCUGUCCAGAAGGCGUAUGACGAGGGUCGAUUGUCGUUUGGGACUAUGGAUACCUGGAUACUCUGGAAUCUGAACGGCGGAUUGGAGAAGGACGUUUUCGUCACUGACUCAACGAAUGCCUCUAGAACCAUGUUCAUGAAUCUACAUACUGUUCAAUACGACGAUACUCUUUUGGAUUUUUUCGGUCUAGAUACGACCAAGAUACGGCUACCCAAGAUUGUGCCCUCUUCUUGUCCAGAUUCCUUUGGUUCUAUGGCUUCUGGUGCUCUCAAAAAUAUCCGUAUCACAGGCUGCUUGGGUGACCAGUCUGCUGCUCUCGUUGGCCAACAAGGUUUCAGUCCUGGCUGUGCGAAGAACACAUACGGCACCGGUUGUUUCCUCUUGUACAACGUUGGGGACAAACCAGUGAUAUCGAAACACGGGCUGCUUGCUACUGUCGCGUACCAAUUCGGACAGAAACCGAUAUACGCACUAGAAGGGAGUAUUGCCGUCGCUGGAAGUGGGGUUAAAUUCCUCAUGAACAACAUGGGCUUUAUUACCCAAUCAGACAAGAUUAGUGACCUCGCAGCGUCCGUCGAGGAUAAUGGAGGUUGCGUGUUUGUCACUGCUUUCAGUGGCCUGUUCGCGCCCUAUUGGAUUGAUGAUGCGAAAGGGACGAUCUUCGGCAUAACGCAGCAUACAGAACGCGGGCACAUUGCCCGGGCCACCCUAGAGGCCACAUGCUUCCAGACGAAAGCCAUCUUGGAUGCCAUGGAGCGGGACAGCGGUCAUAAACUUGCCGAGCUCGCCGUGGACGGGGGUAUGAGUAACUCGAAUCUAUGCAUGCAAACGCAAGCAGACAUCAUCGGCAUUCCAGUUGACCGACCAGCCAUGCGCGAGACGACUUCUCUGGGCGCAGCGAUCGCGGCCGGCUUCGCGGUCGACAUCUGGAAAGAAUUCGACGAACUCAAGGAGAUCAAUCAGAAAGACCGCAUGAUUUUCCAGUCAAAUAUGUCCAAGGAAGAGAGUGCUAAGAUGUUCAAAAAGUGGGGACGCGCUGUGGAGAUGUGUCGUGGUUGGCUUGAUUCUGACGAGUCGAACGGGGACUUUUGAUACUUGCGCAUGUUAUACCUCGAUGUCGACGCUUGCCUUAUCUCGGAUUGUGUCCUAGUUGCCGAUAUCUUCACCUGAGUUAAGGGCGUUUCAGUGCCGAUGACCGAGUUCGGUUGCGUCAUUCUCCUUUCUUACGCUACGCACCAAAAUUUCAAACUCACAUGCUUUCGCAUAUUU
Mytilinidion resinicola is the source of this 2092-nucleotide messenger RNA. Its product is annotated as glycerol kinase. The record is from RefSeq and is a predicted model, not a curated record. Gene Ontology annotation, molecular function: glycerol kinase activity. The coding region runs from base 269 to 1915 and encodes 548 amino acids. The transcript has 3 exons. Gene Ontology annotation, cellular component: mitochondrion. Gene Ontology annotation, biological process: glycerol-3-phosphate biosynthetic process; triglyceride metabolic process; glycerol metabolic process. Lineage: Eukaryota; Fungi; Ascomycota; Dothideomycetes; Mytilinidiales; Mytilinidiaceae.